AGUUGUAAGUGCGUGUAAGGAUGGAAGAGAAUGAUCGGAGAAAUGGUAGCUUGAGGUUGGGAAUGGGAAUGGGGUUGAUGAAGAAAGUGCACACAGAAGAUACAGUGGUUGUUGAGAUUGAUGCCAAUGGUGAUGAUGAUACGGAUCAGAUACUCCAAAGAAGAAGAAGAAGACAGAGCAGGCAGCGCCUCCUCCAUGAGCUUCUAGAAGAAGACGAUCACAAACUGUGCCGCCUGUCGGAGAGGCAGAUGAAGUCACUGCUUGCUCUCACCGACACCAUCUUGCCGUCAAUAAAACCGCCGCCAUCUUCUCAAUCAUCAUCACUUUCCAACUUCUACAGCACUUCUGCUUCCAUGCCUCCUACACCUCACCGUCUUGGGGUUUUGAUAAGUGAGAAGCUGAAACACCCAAAUACAUGGCUGCUAAGGUUAACGCUGUGGCUACUAUCCACAUGGUUUGGGACAUUCAUACUCUCUGGAAUUCCCAGCAUCACAACCAGCUUCCCAUUCUUCCACACCUUCCAUCAACUUCCUCUUCACAACCGCCAACAAAUCAUGCAAUCUUGGUCUCUCAGUUACUUUCGUCUCCUUAGGAUGUUUUUUAGGACCAUCAAGCUCCUUACCCUCCUUGUCUUCUUCACUCAGGUAGAUGAAUCAGGAGAAAAUCAAUCAUGGAAUGCAAUUGGAUAUAGUGGACCUGAUCCUGACUUCAAAUCAUCAAAAGAGAAUGAUACUAAUGUGGAUGGUGAAGAAGCUAUGGGACCCCUUUACAAAGGCGUUGUCCAUUUGAACUCCCAAAGAAGAGAAAGCAUUGCAGAGUCUCUAAGAACAUUUGGGUUCUGUGUCUCGUUAUUGAGUCCUAAGAAGGAAAGUAGCAUAUCAUCUCCAUCUCUAUCCAUUGAAUGUGAUGCAGUUGUUAUAGGUUCCGGUUCAGGAGGUGGCGUAGUAGCCGGAGUGUUAGCAAAAGCCGGUUACAAAGUUCUUGUUUUGGAGAAAGGAGGCUAUUCUGCUAGGAACAAUCUUUCCCUUCUUGAAGGCCCAUCCAUGGAUGAAAUGUACCUCUCUAAUGGUUUGGUUGCAACUGAUGACAUGUCCGUGCUAAUUCUAGCAGGUUCCACAGUUGGUGGAGGCUCUGCAAUAAACUGGUCAGCAAGCAUCAAGACCCCAAAACAUGUGUGCAAGGAAUGGUGUGAAAAGCACGAGCUAGAGCUAUUUGAGAGUGAACUAUACAAAGAAGCCAUGGAAGUUGUGUGUGAGAAAAUGGGGGUGCAAUGCGAGGUAGAGGAAGAAGGUCUGAACAAUGCAGUGUUAAGAAAAGGGUGUGAAGAAAUGGGAUAUCCAGUGACUAACAUUCCAAGGAAUGCGAAAAAAGAUCACUAUUGCGGUUGGUGCUGCUUUGGAUGCAAGGAUGGAAGGAAGAAAGGCACAUCAGAAACAUGGCUUGUUGACUUAGUUAAAUCAGGUAACGGAGCAAUUCUACCAAGCUGUGAGGCCAUCCAAGUGCUGCAUAAGAAGAAGAGAGGAGGCGCAAGAAGAAUAGCAAAAGGGGUAGCCUUUCAAUUUGUUGAUCACAAAGGAAGCAAAGAGAUUUGUGUUGUGGAGUCUAAGGUCACAAUAGUUGCAUGUGGAGCACUCUGCACUCCUCCAUUGCUCAAGAGAAGUGGCCUCAAGAACCCCAACAUAGGCAGACACCUCCACCUUCAUCCCGUCGCCAUGGCAUGGGGCUCUUUCCCAAAUACGGACACUGACACGGACACAGAAACCUCCUUCUCCUCUAAGAAGAGCUACGAAGGAGGGAUUAUGACAGCCAUGUCAACCGUGGUGGCUGAUUUUGACAAAUCCGGAUACGGCGCAUUGAUACAAACACCUGCCCUGCAUCCUGGCAUGUUCUCAAUCCUAAUGCCAUGGACUUCAGGAGCAGACGUGAAAGAAAGGAUGCGCAAGUUUUCAAGAACUGCUCACGUUUUCGCUCUCGCCAGGGAUCAAGGAUCAGGAACGGUGAAGUCAGCAAGCAACAUAAGAUACCAAAUGAAGGACGUGGACAAAGAGAAUCUAAGGAGAGGAAUGGAGAAAGUGCUGAGAAUAUUGGCGGGUGCUGGAGCUGAAGAAAUAGGCACACAUCACAACAAGGGAAGGGUGUUGAAUGUGAAGAAAGUUAGUUACAAGGAGUUGGAGAAGUUUGUGAGGGAAGAGAGUUCGAGAAUAGUGGUUGACGAUGAAAUAUCAACGCCGUAUUGUUCGGCGCAUCAGAUGGGGAGUUGUAGAAUGGGGAAUGAUCCAAAGGGUUCAGUUGUGAAUCAAAUGGGUGAGACAUGGGAAGUUGAAGGUCUUUAUGUGGCUGACACAAGUGUGUUCCCUACUGCUUUGGGUGUCAAUCCAAUGGUCACUGUUCAAGCCAUUGCUUAUUGCACUGCUCAAUCUCUUCUUCAACUCCUUAAAAGAAAAAUGUAAUGUUUAUUCUUGAGAGUUAGUUACAAUCUGUUAUGAAGCUAUGCUGAGCUGGCACUUUUCUGUUAUGAAUUCUGUCGGUUAAUGCUGUAUAGCUCAGGUAUAAAUAACUAUUUUUAUUCAAAAAUAAAUUUAAUUUAAGGUUAA
This is a messenger RNA of Arachis stenosperma, 2594 nucleotides long. RefSeq names its product long-chain-alcohol oxidase FAO4A-like. The coding region runs from base 21 to 2450 and encodes 809 amino acids. Gene Ontology annotation, molecular function: long-chain-alcohol oxidase activity; flavin adenine dinucleotide binding. The transcript is spliced from 4 exons. NCBI's taxonomy places the organism in Eukaryota, Viridiplantae, Streptophyta, Magnoliopsida, Fabales, Fabaceae. The record is from RefSeq and is a predicted model, not a curated record.